This is a messenger RNA of Quercus robur (English oak), 2062 nucleotides long. RefSeq names its product ferredoxin--nitrite reductase, chloroplastic. NCBI's taxonomy places the organism in Eukaryota, Viridiplantae, Streptophyta, Magnoliopsida, Fagales, Fagaceae. Gene Ontology annotation, molecular function: heme binding; iron-sulfur cluster binding; oxidoreductase activity. The coding region runs from base 138 to 1883 and encodes 581 amino acids. The record is from RefSeq and is a predicted model, not a curated record. The transcript is spliced from 4 exons.
UAAGGUCCUGGUCCUCCAUAUGCAUAUUCCACCUUACCCUCUACAAAAAUGGCAGCCAUCGACUCUCAAACUAUCAUUACACACUUGCUUCAGUUUAUAACCUCAUCACAAUCUUAUUACUCUAAGUCCAAACCAUCAUGUCAUCUCUCUCUGUGCGUUUUCUCUCACCUUCAUUGCCUUCUUCCACCUCUGCAUGGCCCAGCAGUACAAGGCUGGCAGCCACUCAGGCUGAAAGACCAGUGGAAUUAUCAAGGCUGGAGCCAAGAGUAGAAGAGAGAGAAGGGUACUGGGUGUUGAAGGAAAAUUUCAGGGAAGGCAUAAAUGUUCAGGAGAAAGUGAAGCUUCAGAAAGAGCCUAUGAAGUUUUUCAUGGAAGAGGGGCUACUACAAGAAUUGGUGAACAUUCCUCUGGAGGAGCUUGAGAAAGCUAAGGUUACUAAGGAUGAUAUCGAUGUCAGGCUCAAGUGGCUUGGUCUCUUCCACAGGAGGAAGUAUCAGUAUGGUAGAUUUAUGAUGAGACUAAAACUACCUAAUGGGGUAACAACAAGUGCACAAACUCGAUACUUAGCGAGUGUGAUUAGGAAAUAUGGGAAGGAAGGGUGUGCAGAUGUGACAACGAGGCAAAAUUGGCAAAUUCGUGGAGUGUUACUACCCGAUGUGCCAGAAAUAUUUAAAGGUCUUGCAGAAGUCGGCUUGACAAGCCUGCAGAGUGGAAUGGAUAAUGUGAGAAAUCCUGUUGGGAACCCCCUUGCUGGCGUUGACCCACUUGAGAUUGUUGAUACACGGCCUUACACCGAUUUGUUGUCACAAUAUAUCACUGCCAACUCAUGUGGUAAUCAGGCCAUCACUAACUUGCCAAGGAAGUGGAAUGUGUGUGUAGUGGGUUCUCAUGAUCUCUUUGAGCAUCCUCACAUCAAUGACCUUGCUUACAUGCCAGCUAUAAAGGACGGACGAUUUGGUUUCAAUUUGCUGGUGGGUGGCUUCUUUAGUCCCAAGAGAUGUGCAGAGGCAGUCCCUCUUGAUGCCUGGGUCUCAGCAGAUGAUGUGGUCCCAGUGUGCAAAGCCAUACUAGAGGCCUAUAGGGAUCUUGGCACCAGAGGGAACAGACAGAAAACAAGAAUGAUGUGGUUGAUUGAUGAACUUGGCAUAGAAGGAUUCAGGUCAGAGGUAGUGAAAAGAAUGCCUCAACAAGAGCUGGAGACAGCUUCUCCUCAAGAACUAAUUCAGAAGCAAUGGGAAAGGAGAGAUUAUCUUGGUGUCCAUCCACAGAAACAAGAAGGUUUUAGUUUUGUGGGUGUUCACAUUCCUGUAGGUCGAGUCCAAGCAGAUGACAUGGAUGAACUAGCUCGUUUAGCUGACACAUAUGGCUCGGGAGAACUCCGGCUCACUGUGGAGCAAAACAUCAUAAUUCCCAAUAUUGAGAACUCAAAGCUUGAAGCCUUACUUAAAGAGCCUCUAUUGAAAAACAGGUUUUUACCAGAACCCCCUCUUCUCAUGAAAGGGUUGGUGGCUUGCACUGGCAACCAAUUCUGUGGGCAAGGAAUUAUAGAGACAAAGGUCAGGGCCUUGAAGGUGGCUGAGGAAGUUGAGAGGCAAGUGGCAGUGACUCGACCUGUUCGGAUGCACUGGACUGGUUGCCCAAACAGCUGUGGGCAGGUACAAGUGGCUGAUAUUGGUUUCAUGGGGUGUAUGGCAAGGGAUGAGAAUGGGAAGCCUUGUGAAGGUGUUGAUGUUUUUUUGGGAGGCAGAAUUGGGAGUGACUCACAUUUGGGAGAUGUUUACAAGAAGGGUGUUCCAUGCAAGGACUUGGUCCCCUUAGUAGUGGACAUUAUGGUCAAACAUUUUGGAGCUGUACUGAGGGAGAGGGAAGAAAGGGAGGAUUGAUUCAAAUAGCCUAGAAACAUUUCAUUUUGUUCUUUUACCAAUGUGCAAAACAUUUGACAUGUUGGUCUCAUUGAUAGUUUUGGUAUGGUAUGGGGUUCACUUGUUAAUGGAAAUAAUUUGUAGGAGUUCGAUAGUAACAUGAAAGUAAUAAAAUAAAAUAGAAAAAAAGGUUGAUUUAA